Diaporthe batatas is the source of this 4733-nucleotide messenger RNA. RefSeq lists its product as uncharacterized. Gene Ontology annotation, molecular function: phosphorelay sensor kinase activity. The coding region runs from base 431 to 4306 and encodes 1291 amino acids. Gene Ontology annotation, biological process: phosphorylation; phosphorelay signal transduction system. The transcript is spliced from 8 exons. Lineage: Eukaryota; Fungi; Ascomycota; Sordariomycetes; Diaporthales; Diaporthaceae. The record is from RefSeq and is a predicted model, not a curated record.
CACAAUCCCACUGUCCCCUGCUCUUAACUAACCCACAAUGCGAUCCAAGAUCCCAGGCCCAAGGCCCAAGGCCCAAAGGCUCAGAGCACCAGAGCAGAAAGACCCUAGCUGUUUUCUCUCUAGGUGACAAGUAGAUCGGCUGCCGACCCAGCAGCCCAGGUGGCGCCUCUCCAUCUCCUCCCACCUGCUCAAGCUGCUCUUGCCUGCCCAGCUGCCAUGGCAAUUCUGUCCGCCCCGAUGCGCCUGACCCGUCUUCUGCUCCAACCCUUGCCACUCUCCCAUGCCUACAAUCCCACACUUGCCCUGGUUCUACCGGCCAGCCUGCUGCUCCAGGCCAGUCAGUGCCAAUGCUUCCAGUCCCGCAGCCCGCCUGCGAAUCCCCUCGUGAGCCUGUCUGCGUGUCUUGAUUCCGCUCUUGUCUCUUGUCGACAUGGAGUCAUCUAGGGCUGCCCAGGCCUCAUCCGCCGAGGGCCAGUCUGCAGCCCCGGCCAGCGAGGGCUCACGUACCAGAGAGACUUUGAAGUAUGCGAGCUCGCUCAUACGCAAUACAGUCCCCAUCAACCCUCAGCGACCCGUCGACCCCAGCCAAGUAGUCCCGUGCCCGGAUGCUGGUCUGACUGCCUUUGCCCAGCUCGCUGCCUUGAGGCUCAACGUCUCGCGGUGCCUCAUCUCGUUCUUUGACCUCAAUUAUCAGUAUGUUAUCGCCGAGGCUACCCAGUCAUUGGCCCUCAGCCCCGAUGUCCGGCCUGAGUCGCACCAGCUUGGACUCUCGGGUAUCGCUGUUCCUCGUGGCAUACGAUGCCCGAAUGAGCACGUCCUCAAAAGCUCGCCUACCAUUCACCAUGACAACACCACGGAUCAGGCCUCUACACCCUUACCGCCUGUGUUUGUUGUGCCCGACCUUAGCCAAGACGAGUGCUUUGCCGAGGCUUUCUGCAGGCAAGUUUGGCCCAAGGCCUGCUUCUACGCUGGGGUUCCCAUUCGUUCCAACAAGGGUAUCAACAUUGGUGUGUAUCACGUCUUCGACGAGUCGCCACGGGAUGAGCUCCAGUUCAGUGAUGCGGACAAACAAUUCAUGCGCGACAUGGCUAGCAUUACCUGGCAACAUGUCGAGUCUCGGGCCGCCAUCGAGAGCAUCCACCGUGGUGAGCGCAUGGUGCGUGGGCUGGGUUCCUUCGUUGAGGGCCAGGCCACCCUCUCCUCAUCUGCUGAGCAGUUUCAAGAUGCACCUGGGCAGGAGGAGGGCUCUUUGAAUCAGAGACAGCAAGGUUUACAGCGAGACCGUGACAGUAUCGAGGAUCCAACCCCCGAGCAGGAGCGGCAUCAUUUCUUGGGCUCAAGGUCCCCUGACAGAAGGUCAGCCAUCCUUGAUACCAGCCCACCUACUGCUGCUCCACAGAGGGAUAGCCCACCACGAUCCACCGUCGAAGCGGCAGCGCAUGAUAUUGAUGUAAACGCGUUUCCCAACCGGCCCGUGAGUGUCAUGAUGCCUGAUCCACACAUCGCGCAGCUCAGACGAACAUUUUCGCGUGCGGCCAACAUCCUCAGAGAGUCUGUAGAGGUCGAAGGGGCCCUCUUUCUCGACGCCAGUGUCGGUUCUUUUGGUGGGCUUGUCGAAGAUCGCAAGUCCAGGGACUCAACAAGUUCCAACGAGGGGCGGUCGACGGCAGAAUCAAGCAACGAGGAUUUGCCAAUGGGGCGGUCAGCACCAUCUACCGGAGAGCCUACGUCUUACUGCGAAGUAUUUGGGUACUCGACCACUGGAGCUUCCAGCAUAGAUGGCGCUGCAUCAUUCUCCAAACACACGCUGGUCCCAGAGCGACUACUUAAAUAUCUGCUGCGACGCUACCCGGCUGGCAAAAUAUUCAAUUUUGGCCCCGAUGGCUUGCCAUUAUCGGGGGGGUCCGAAACCGACGAUGCGAAACAUUUCUCUCCGCCGCGCCAAAAGUCUAGUGCUCCCUCCGACGUCAAGGGAAAGAGGAGAUCAAAGCGGCCUUUUAGCUCCCUUGAGGGUCAGGCCCAGGCCAUUACGGCCCUCUUUCCCGGCGCGAGAAGUGUGGCGGUCUUCCCUCUGUGGGAUCAGAUCAAAGAGCGGUGGUUUGCUGGGGGGUUCAUCUGGACUGCAUCUCGCCAUAGACUAUUCUCGACAGAGGGCGAGCUCAGCUAUUUGCGGGCAUAUGCCACGACCUUGAUGGGUGAGAUACACCGACUAAACGCAUUGAAUUCAGACAAGGUGAAGGGUGACUUCCUUAGCUCCCUGAGCCACGAACUACGAUCUCCACUCCAUGGUGUUAUCGCUGCUGUCGACUUGCUCAAUGGCACCACUCUUGAUGCGUUCCAAGGGGACGCGAUCCAUAUUGUCGAAACAUCAGGGCGGACACUAUUAGACACUCUUGAUCAUUUGCUCGAUCACAGUAAAGUCAACACCUUCAUGGCGUCUUCAAGGCUCGCUCGAAAAGAACGACGGGAAUCGCCGUCUGAGUCUGGCGGUGGACGGAAUCUAACGGGGCUUGGGAUGAUGUCCUUAACGACCGAGGUCCAGGUAGAUAUCCUCGUGGAAGAGGUUGUGGAAGCUGUCUUCGCUGGCUUCAACUUUCAAAGAAUGUCCGUCGCUCAAUUGAAAGAGAAAGACAAGGAUAUCAACGACGACAACAAGGCGCUGGGUCGCCUAGACAGCAAUGCCGCAGCCGAAGCAUUUGGGCACAACCCAUACUUCCCCGAACCCAACCGUCCCGGACUUGUUGUCUACCUAGACAUGGACCCCACCGUCUCUUGGGAAUUCCGGGCACAAGCAGGAGCCUUGAGACGUGUUGUUAUGAACAUAUUCGGAAACUCGCUAAAAUUCACCCAGAAAGGGUUCGUGUGGAUUAGUUUGCGGCAGGUCGAACUACAAGCACGCGAUGGGGUAUCGAGAUCCAAGGUCGUGAUCAUUAUCUCGGAUUCUGGCAGAGGAAUCACCGAGGAUUUUUUGCGCAAUGACCUGUUCAAGCCGUUCACACAGGAGGACCGUCUUGCACCAGGCACGGGACUCGGCAUGAGUCUUGUGCACAGUAUUAGCAGGAGCCUCGGCGGCUCUUUAGCUAUCACCAGCCAACUCGGCCGGGGGACCACAGCGCGCGUUGAGCUGCCCCUCCGCCGGCCCCCCACUAGUACCGGACGGGUCUCCAACCUUUCGGAGCAGUUCGAGCAACUACAAGGUCUCCGAAUAUGUCUGAAAGGAUUUGAUAGGUGCUACGACCGUAUCAUCGACAAGACGUCUGAUUUGUCGUCACAGGUCUCGGAAUCAGCGGUCAUGGAGAUGCUUUGCCGAGACUGGCUCGGCAUGCAAGUAAUCCCGGUGGCUGCUGUGCACGAGGAACCACCUGAUGUCUUCCUGUGUAGCGAGGGGGCUUUCAAUGACCCUGAUGAACACACGCAACAAUUUUCAUUGCCGACAGUGGUCAUUUGUCAGAGUGCGCUGACAGCAUAUUCUCUCACACAUUCGCCAAGGAAGUCAGAGCUGAAUGAGUUCAUUUCUCAACCUGUUGGACCGCGGAGAUUGGCUAGAUCAUUGCUUCUCAGCCUGUCUAGCAAAACGGAGCGGCCUUCAGAAGUCGCUUCAGAAGCCCAAGAGAACACCAGCGGCCCCGGCUCUUUUAGCUCCAACAAAGAGGCAACGGGAGGAAGUGUAGGUGAAGACCCAAUGCAAGCGCCCGAACUGGCCAAAAGGCCAUCAAGCGCAUCGAGUGCGUCAGCGAUUCGGGCCAUGCCAUCCACGCCGAGCGACGCCGGUUCUGGCGGCACCGAUGUCCAAGGAGUCAGUGCAUCACCGUCAGAGGGCGGGUCCAGAGCAGCCCAGGUGCCUCUGAGGCAGAGGCAGAACGCGACAACUGAGGAUACAGGGCUUUUGGAGCAGCCGUCUUCCAAGUACUUGCUUGUGGAUGACAAUGACAUCAAUCUUAAGAUUUUGGCCUCCUUCAUGAAGAAGCUGGGCCACGACUAUGAUAUGGCUUCUAACGGGCUCGAGGCUUUGCAAAUGUACACGGCCGAUCCUGGGUUGUAUCGGUUCGUGCUAAUGGACAUAUCCAUGCCAUUGAUGGAUGGGUUAGAAAGUACCCGAAAGAUACGACAACUGGAGCGGGCUGACAGUAUCGAGCCCGCGACGAUCAUCGCACUCACGGGGCUCGGAUCGGCUACAAUACAACGAGAGGCUAUCGCGUCCGGGAUGGACCUGUUCCUCACCAAGCCGGUGAAUCUGAAAUCAUUGAAACACACACUUGGAGGCUACGCGGAGAAGAAAGCCUCAAGAAGCACCCCAAACAACUAGACACGUGGUUGUUCUUCCCUCUUUUACUUCGUCUUUGAUGAACUGACACGCAUGGAACCUUGUUUGCGGAGUUGCCCAGGUGGUCAUAGAGUCUUACGCAUACAGGAGUGCGAGAAACGAGAUACCCCAUUUCUAUAGAUCAGCGGUCAACCGGGCAGGUUGUGUACAUGGCGAUUUGCCUUGGGGUAUUGUGGCGAAUGGUGUUUGCUUGCUUUUCCCGAUAGUCACUUGGCAGAAUAAUGGGCGAGUUGAAUUGACCGAAAUACACAGAUGGCAUUUGAGCACAGGCACAGAAAUCAACAGGCAGACAAUCCGAACCCAUGAGAAGGACUUGUGGCUGCAAGGAUAGGUCGACUAUAUACAGUUCCUCGAAGUCAGAACGUAUUAUCGCCAUAACAAAGUAGGAUGCAUGCCUAGGUACUUAAUA